Tilletiaria anomala UBC 951 is the source of this 3798-nucleotide messenger RNA. RefSeq lists its product as uncharacterized. The coding region runs from base 1 to 3798 and encodes 1265 amino acids. The transcript is spliced from 2 exons. The record is from RefSeq and is a predicted model, not a curated record. Lineage: Eukaryota; Fungi; Basidiomycota; Exobasidiomycetes; Georgefischeriales; Tilletiariaceae.
AUGUACUAUCCCAGCACGCAGCCGCUGGCGCAAGCACAGGCGCGUGCUCAGCGUGGGCGUCGCCCUUCGACUGCCUCUCACUACUCGUUUGCAGCUUCGCUGCGCUCUUUGCGUUCUGUGCACAGCAUCAGCACAACCAGCAUCUUAUCCACCAUCAGCGCGUAUGGGCACCUCACCCCAUUGAGCGGCCUGGGCGCCCGCGUGCCUGUCAGAGGGAGAAGCAGCGUCAGCGUGCUCAACCACAACCUCAACGGGGGCCGAUCGACGCCAAAUGCUUCCCACCAGCCUUCUGCAUUGGGAGCAGGAGCAUCCAAAAUCAGCGAUGCAGCUUUCGCACCGGCACCAGCACCUGCGGAGAUAUCCCUAUCGCGCACCGUGCAUGAAUGCUACGUCGCGGGCAGGUAUCGGCAGCUCUCGCGACAGUAUGGCUUGAGCCUCCCUUCCACAGUGGAUCUUUCUGCCGGAGAGCACGAGGAAGAAGAGGACGAUGCAGAUCACAACAGCGGCAGCGACAACGACGAAGAGGAGCUCGGGAGCGUCACUGCUGACGACGCCACCGCCGCCCUUGCCUUGUCGCUUGACCUGAAGCGUGAGGAGGACUUCACUUCAUCUGCUGCUACAUCCUUAGCGGUUGCAGCAACAAGAGUGGCGGAAAUACAAGUGCCUUCGGAAUCGGACAAGGUCAGGGACGCGGCGAUGCAAACGCAGACAGCCGCUCGCCUCCUGGCACUCCUCUCACGUGAUACUGCCACACGCUCUAAGACGAUUGGCCCUGCCUCCGAGGGGGGUUUUGCGAGUGCAAGAGGAACAGCGGGGGGCAGGUGGGCAAGGGAAGACGACAGCGAACAAGUAUUAGGCCAGGAUCGCAGAGCGCAUAGUGUCGCUGCGCUGCUGCAGAACAAGAAUAUGAACGGCAAGAAGCGCGGAGCAGAAGAUCUGCGGAAGCUAUUUCCACCCGCCUCGGAUGUAACUGCGAAGGCUGAUGCUGCUCUGCACCUCGCGUCAGGCCAAUCGCAACCGCACGCCGCCAACGGGUGCGAUGGACACUCCCACUUCACAUCCCCAACUCCAAUUACAGAGUCGGAUCCACAGAACUCAUCGGCCAGCAGCAAGAAUGGAAAGAUUAGAAUGAGCAAAAGCGGCACCGUCGGAACCAACAAGAACAGCAGCAAGAGGGCGUAUGCCGCUUCGCGCAUCAAGGCCGCCACGGUCUUCAAGGCGAAUCUAAAGAGCGCUGCGCCGGCCGAUGUGACGCGGCUCGAAUGGGAGAUUAAGGCACUGACGCCUAUCACGCCCGCGCACAGGCUCCUGCCGCUGCUCAAGCGCGCCGCAGAGCUGCGCUCGCUGCGUAGCAUCACGCAGCUCGCGGCGCUGUACACGCUCGGCGUCACGCGUGGACAUGCUCCCAUCGCCGUAGAGCUCGUGCGCCGCGACGCGCCGCGCGCGCUCAGCUGGGCCGUACGGGGGCUCGGAUUCGCUCUCGGGCGGCACGGUGCUAGCACUGCUGUUGAUGGUGGUAGUAGUAGUGUUCGACCAGUGGAAAGCAAGGAACAGUCGCAGCAAGGCGCGGAGAAUGGUAAGGUUCUGGCAGCAACAGCAGCAGCGGGAAGCGACGAGGAGGAAGAGGAAAAGAAAGAGGCGAUUUUCAUGCUUCUGCACCUGCUCGCACGUGUCGCACGCUCAAAAAAGGCAGCCUGGCCAGCCAUGUCCCUCUCCUCGCCAAAUGGCUCGCACUCGGUGGAGCAAGUAGAUGCAGAAAGCGAUACUAACCUUACAAAGCUCUGGAGACGCGUCGAGGAGCUUCUGCCGAGCAUGCAGGCCUAUUUGAAGGAUCAAGAGGGCGUCAGCGCGAGCGGUGAUGGUGAUGUUGCUGCAGCUGAUGGAACGGGUGCUGUAUCUUUCGCUGCCGCAUUGACGACUUCUGCAACUGUCGCAGGCACCGAUGACGUACCCGAUCCACCGCCUCAGCAGCCUCCGGAGGCCGAUGGCGACCUCGUCUCUCUUUUGGCUGGCAACGUAUCCAGCAAAGUCGCCGAGAAGACACGGGAAUGCCUGUCAGUGUUGGAUGCAGCUCGGAAGGAGCUGGCCUUCCUCGAAGCGCUUGUAUCGCUUCGCAAAGCGCUGCUUGCUCGUGCGGGGAGCGAAAAAUUAGAGGGAAGAGGUGACGUGGACGAGGUGGAACGAAAACUAGAUGCACUGCAAGCCCUUCCGGGCUGCAAGGAGCAAAUGUUGAAAGAGAAAGCGGAAGCUGUGCUUUCGACGCUCUCGGCUCUAGACGAAAAGAUGUUGGCAGUCAGAGUCGCAGCAUUCCGUGACGCGCUUGCUGCCACACUCCCCGAGGAGAGCGUGACCGAGAAUGCCAGUGAGCCGCAGGUUGUGACGGCUGCAUCGCUUGGCCUGGGCCUGCCGCACUCAAAGUCCACGAACACAACAUCCCCUAACACCUCCAGUGGUACCGCUUUCGAACCCAUCCACGGCAAGUCGGCCGGCGCGGCAAGCAUCACCGCUUCGCACGCCACCGCCUCGCCGUCGACGAUCGGCAAGAUGAGCAACGACGCAUCCGCGCUGCUCACGCGUCAGCACGCUGCGUCUGCCAAGAUACGAGAUGAAGCGCCCUUCGAUCCGUUCUUCAUCGAGCAUACAAGGGGAAAGAACCAGCAAUCUAUCACUUCCAAUGCGUACUUGAACCCGCCAAGCCCGACGGCGAGCAUCCGCUCGAUCAGCUCUGCAUGGGGGUAUGGGGAGGAUGACGAGGAGGGAGAGCCGAAGGCAAGCGCUGGGUACUCUUUCCCAAGGCUUAGACGGCCGUCCAGCGUCAUCUCUGACUCACCCUCGCUCAUGUUCCCAUCGCAUGGAGAGGAUGCGAGCGAGGACGUUAUGCAGUCACCCCUUACGCCGAGCUUUGCGCCGCCAGAACGGCCAUCCCUGCGGAAUCGCAGUCAGAGUGGCUUGCCCGACCGUAGAAGGGUGGUAAGCAUGUACGGCGAGCCAUCUGUGGCUGUCUCUCCUUCGCUUCACUUGCCGAUGAUCCGGCCACCCGCUAGCUCUUUUGCGCCUCUCGGCAGCAGCAAAUCAUCGCGCAGGCUCUCUUUCCUCCUGCCUCCCACCGUCGCUUCUCCCCACGCCGCGGACCACGCAUUCACAGCGAUUGGCACUGUCGGACGGGCACAGUCGCACGCCAGCCAGUCUCUGCGCCAGUUUGCAGCACACAGUCCGCAUCCUAUCAACCCUGCCACCAAGCUGAUGCGCAGCAAGGGUAGUCUAAGGCCGCGCCCGCUGUCCAUGAUCAACUCUGCUUCAGAGCCAGCGCUAGAUGUUGCCAAAGGUACGUUAGAAAGCAGCACAUCGAUCGAGACACUUGCAAAACAUGCUCUCGCACUUUUGCCUAUGUCUGCACAAACUCCCGCUCCGCUUCAGCUCCCAGCUGGCCGCCAAGAAGCUGUAAUGCAAGAGACACGGCUGCCACCACCCAGCCCGGCGCGGUCUACUGCCAGCGGAAGAGCUUUCAGCGGCCUCGACCCUACCAACACGUCCUACGGGCACAGCAGUCAUGCGAGCAGUGCAAACAGUUCGCAGGUUGACAUUGCUGCGCUGGCCAAACAACCCUCCGUCACUGUCAACGGCCUGGACAACGUUCUCGCCGCGGCCGAAGACCAGAGUAAAUUGCGCACAGGCGGCUGCUGUGCCAAUUGCGGCAAAGCUGUCGUCAACGGCGCCAUGAAUCGCAAAGGCGAAAUUCUGUGCGGCAGGUCUUGCAGGUUGGAGACCAAGGCCAAGUCGGCGCCAGUCGCAGCAUGA